Messenger RNA from Salmo salar (Atlantic salmon), 3165 nucleotides. Its product is annotated as ranBP-type and C3HC4-type zinc finger-containing protein 1. Gene Ontology annotation, biological process: proteasome-mediated ubiquitin-dependent protein catabolic process; protein linear polyubiquitination; positive regulation of canonical NF-kappaB signal transduction. Gene Ontology annotation, molecular function: ubiquitin-protein transferase activity; ubiquitin binding. Gene Ontology annotation, cellular component: LUBAC complex. NCBI's taxonomy places the organism in Eukaryota, Metazoa, Chordata, Actinopteri, Salmoniformes, Salmonidae. The record is from RefSeq and is a predicted model, not a curated record.
ACUUCCUGUUUUGAUAUUUUUUGGGGGGGGUUGUUUCGUUUCACUAUCGUAGCUAGGCGAGAGACAAGCCAGAUAGAUAGCUACAAUGAAACGCUAUCACUUUACUAACAGGUAGGCUGUUAAUUAAAAAAACAAGACUGAUACAACUAGCGAUACCGACAUAGCUACCGUUGUGCUUUGGAGAUUCCAACUGUUUUUGUGAUUGUGGGAUAUGGCACUGAGUUCUGGCGGUUGGGGUAAACCGCCUGGUCCAUCCCCGUCCCAGUCUGAUCAUGGCGGGCCCGCGCUGGCUAACUGCAAUACCGUUUUGAUGUCGGUACGGGUGUCGGUUUGCCAUUCGGGUAUUCGACCGCUUUGCCUCCCAGGAGCUGGCGAUGAGGCUCUCCGUCUUCAACUUAGCAUGGACCCCAGCAAAGCUGGAGAGUUUCGGCUAGCACUGAGGGACAUUAGCGGAAGCGGCCGUAGUGUGUUCAUUGCUGAGUUUGACCUGCGCUCUGUGCAGUAUGAGGUCAAGUCCCCAUGCCUUCACGAGAUGCGCUUGGCCACGCCCCCUCAUGACUGUAUCCGCUUCAACUUCCGCUGUGACCUGGAGGCUGAGCAGUGGGCCACUGUGGUGAUGUCAUCACUAAGAGAGGCACACAGAGUUGCUGUAAAUAGUUCCCCACAUCCUAUGGAUGACCGACAGCAGCACGCAGCAGCUCUAGAACAGCGCAGCACAGCCUCCUUACCACUCACUGAGGAGCUGUGCUUGGAGCUUGCCCGGGCGAUCGAGGCAGGUGACAGCCAGGGUGCUGCUCAGCACGCGUCUGCUCUAGCUCGUCAGAAGGCAGUGGUCACUAUCCAACUGUCUGAGAAGUGUUACGCCGAAGGAGAGAUAAGUUUGUCUGUGGCAGUGGAAGACAUCUCCUCUUCCUGUUGCGUUACAGUGAAAGUCUUUCCCCACAUGACUGUCGCAGCACUCAAGCAGCAGGUGUUUUUGGAGUAUGGCUUUCACCCUCGCGUGCAACGCUGGGUGAUUGGACAAUGCCUGUGCACAGAGCCUAGGUCCCUGGCCUCGUAUGGGGUCCAGAGGGAUGGGGAUACGGCCUACCUUUACUUGGUCUCAGCCCGCCACGCCCGCCUCACCCGCCAGCUAUUCCAGCAGGACCAGGAGGGUGCCCAACUCACCCCAGCCCCCAGCAACGGGCCUCUGUCCCAGGACUGGAGGGGCUACAGCACCCUGCCCUCCAGGCUCAGCCACAACACCCAGGGGAGCACCGGAAUUGGGACCGAGAGGUUGGGUACGAGUGAGAUCCGAGACGCCCUCAACCUGGAGACGCUGCAUCUAGACGAUAAACCUGAUAAGCCCAGCAAGGCCAGCAAAACACAGACCGAAUGGGCGUGUCCCUCCUGCACCUUCAUCAACAAGCCUACACGACCAGGCUGUGAGAUCUGCAGUACAGCCAGACCUGACUCACGCAAGCACAGCCGCAUACAACAGGAGAAAGGAAGAAGAGAGGAGCAGAUCAGUGCAUUGAGCAGUUAACUGCCUCAACCGUAACCUAUACAAUAACCUGGAAGACUGAUCACUCACACACCAACUUAGAGCUACAAACCCACCACCACUACUGACAUACUAUGAUGACAAACCUCUGGACGCUGCAGCACAGACAUGGAACUCCACUUGCUGAGGCUCACGAAAGGAACUACCUGUAUAGCCAAUGAGCUGGCUUUUGACUCUGUGGACAUGAGUCAGCAUCCUUUGCCUUGUGGCAGACUUUACCAUUUAUUUAUUUUACAUAAGGGAUGGGGGGGGUGGACUAGUCCAAUAUUUAUUUUAGAGGGGUGGGUGGUGCUUCCCUCCUCCCUCUACCUGAUAUAUCUCAGAUGAGAUAAUAUUAUAUAUUUUGAAGUUGGCCAACUGUGAAUGUUGAUACUUUGAAAGCUGAAAAAAGCUGUUUUUAAAACCAGGGCCUGUAUUCAAACAGUCUCAGAGUGCUGGCUGUCCCAACCCCCCAAAAAAUAUUGGUAGCCUUGGUCUACUUCUAUGCGUAAUCAGGUGCAUGUCUUUACUCAACAUUGAGUGCUCCAAACAAAAAAGACUGAGUAAAUUUGACAACUAAAAAAUGGAAUGAAAUAAACCGAAACUUGUUUCUCACAAGUGUAGCAUAGGUUGUGCACUCCGCAAACAGUGUCCACUUUGACAAUGAGAACGGUAAACGACUAAUAAUACUGAAUGCAUUCACAGAAACUACCGUAAAUAAAUUAACGGUAAAUGUACUACUGGUGAUAUGGGUGUGGCAUCCUCGCGGCCUCCAAUGGAUUUGUACACUGAGACAGGCGCAAAUCAGACAGGUCUCGUGUGCCAUAAAAAAAACACAUUUGACUGCUCGACUAAAAUCUUGGUCGACGAAACAAUCGACCAGUUGGCUAAAUGGGGUGAGCCCUACUAGGAUCAGAUUAGAUCAUAAAUAAAUAAACAUUGGGGACCUGAUCCUAGAUCAGCACUCCAACUCUGAGACGAUGAGGGGAUUCGAUUAAUGCCCCAGGUGAACCGGGUAAGAGUUGAUCGUGUUCGAGUUGGAACCAAGCGUGAGCCAGGUGCCCUGCUUUUGACGGUGAAGUCAGCUCAAAGCAUCCAUGAUGUAGGUUAAGCAGGUGGGGUAAUGAGUAGGAUUCUGUUUUCACAUGCAAACAUGAUUGCGUGGAUAAAAACACUGACAAUGAAAACUAGUUAAAUUCGAACAGGUAUUUUAUGUAAAAGAUGUUUCUGAACGAUGCAUCAGGAUGCCUUGUUGACAUGACUGAGCGGCGCAGAUUGCUGUUUGAUUUGAGAUUGGCGCUUCUCUCUCACCGCUUUUGCCCGUUCAUGGUUCAGCUUAAUCAGGCACCCUCAGUGUGAAUACAGGCCCAGGUCUCGUCUGUCAUUGGUUGGUGCCAUAUUGUUUUAUAGGUGGGGAAUUGCUUGCUAGGAGGCUGUGGAAGUGACAGGGUUUUAAAGUGCUUUUAUUUUUUAUAACAUUGUAUUUAGUGUUUUAACAGAAUGUUUGGCAAUGUUAAUGUUGGCGCGUAAUGCGUUUCACCUACUUGCCAAUAAGUUUCUGUCUGAACUGUGAUAGUGACAAUGUUUUGUCAGAAACAUGACUGUAUAAAAUGGUGUUAACUGAAUAAACGUAAGUUAAUCAA